CCAAGAUUCCAGUUCAAAAUUGUUCCCAGUACACCAAAUGUAGAGACUGUCUGUCAAGUAAUGACCCAUAUUGCGGAUGGUGUGUCCUAGGCCACAGAUGCUCAUUAAAAAGCGAUUGCUACAACCCUACACACAUUCGAUGGGUGAACGGUCCAAAGCAAGAAAACAGAUGUAUCGAAAUCAGUAAUGUUUCCCCACCAAUACUACAUGUCUUCCAAAAUAUCACGAUUUUAUCCCCAGCUGUUCAGUGGAGUAUUGGUAUUGAGUGUAGAAAUCCUAAUGUUGAAAAUCUUAGCGUCAACUUUAACAGCAGCCUGGGAUAUAUCAACGUAAGCCUGGGUAUUUUGUCUGUUGAGUCAGACCAGGUGAUUGUUUCAUCGCCUUAUCUUUUCUACAACUGCAGUAGUUUUACAAGUUGUACCAGAUGUGUUGACAACAUUUUCUGGUGCGACUGGUGUAUUACAGAAAACAAGUGUCAUUUUAACACAAAUCAGUGUUCUGGGGAGAGAGUCAGUAGUCAAAAAGCUAAUGAAAGUAGACAAUGGAAGAAUUUUUGUCCGAUGGUGGACGCAAGUCAGACUGGUCCCUUAUUGGUUGAACAGCAUCAAAUUAAAACAAUCGUCAUCCAAGGAAAGAAUUUCCCAGAACCUGACAAAUAUAGAGGACAAAUACAGUUACCAUCAAGGAUACUGUAUGUAAAUGGUAGAAGGAUUUCAAGUACUCAAUUAAUUUUCACUAUCGACAACAUUGAAGACGCCUUACCCUUGGGUAUAUAUGAAGCAAACAUGAAAGUACUGUGGACAGAACAUGAAUUUAACAUUGAAGCAAACCAUUUAACAUUGACUUUGUACAGCUGUCCUGACCAAGCACUAGGAGACUGUACCUUCUGUAAGAAUCUGGCGCUCAGUAAUCCUGCAAUGAAUUGUAAAUGGUGCAGUGAUCAAUGUAUCUACAGUCUACACAACUGUUCAGAUUCAUUAUGUCCAGUCCCAAUAAUCAACAGUAUUAAUCCAAGAGAUGGUUCGAUUGAUGGUGGUACCCAGAUCUCAAUCAAAGGGAAACAUAUUGGAGUGUCGAGAAAACAAAUAGAUAACAUCACUGUCGCUGGUGUACCAUGCACGAAUGUUUCUAUAAUUGAUCGAGUUGUACAAUGCGUUACGGGACCAAGUUCUGUUUCUGUUGGACCAAUAAUUCUACUUAUUGAUGGACAGAUUGGAGUCAGUUCGGCAAAGUUUACUUAUAAGGAUCCACAACUAUUAGGGUUGUCUCCUUCUGAAAUAUUACAAUCCGGGGGAAGAUCCAUCACAUUGACUGGAAGAAAUUUACAGAUAGGAAAUAGGAACAUUCGAGUUGAACUAAUAGAUGAGUCUUCCAACACAAAAACGUGUUCUGUGAAAAUGAAGAUUUCAUCUAGCAAGGAAAUAAUAUGUGUUCCGGAGCCCAGUAACAGUACAGGUCCUCAUAUAAUAGAGGUUUUCUUUGAUAAUACAUCAGUCAGGACAUUACAGAACAUGAGUUUGACUUACCUGUCUGAUCCUGUAGUGCAGGAAACAGAACCGUCAGAGUUUAAGAGUAUUUACAGUGGAGGGUUAAGCUUUGCAGUUAUCGGUAGCGGUUUUGUAGAAGUCAUCGAUGAAUUGACAGUACACUUUUCAGGGCACAAAGAAAACGGUGAGAAUUUAGAUGCUGUUGCAACUAAGGAUGAUUAUUAUAUUCGAGUUGGGUCAGAGGAAUGUAUUAUAACAGAUCUACAGAACUCUAGCCUCACGUGCACACCACCAUAUACAGAGCCAACACCUUUAUCAACUGAGGAGAAAUUGUUUAUAAGAGUUGAAGUAGGAUUCCUCACCGUUGUUGUUGGUGAUUUGAUUUAUCCGUCGUCCACAUGGUACAUUGUUAUAACUGUGAGCAUCACUGUUGUGUUUGUUGGUGUUGUAACAAUUGCCGUUCUUAGAUUGAGGAAACUCAAAUCCAGAAAGAAACAAGAAGCUCAAAAUUAUGUUCAAAACGUGCAAGUUUUAGGAUACGAAAUGCUGAGAAUAAAUCGGGAUCAAACUGAUAAACAUGGAAUUGAUGAAAGUAUAGUGGACCUCCUGAAAAGUAAAGGUUUGCUUAUCUCUCCCGAUGACAUCAGAAUUGGAGAUUGUGUUGGAAAAGGGAAUUUUGGGAUUGUGUAUGAGGGUACAUUGACCAAAGCAGUGGAAAAUAAUGAAAUCAAAGUGGCGAUCAAAUCCUUACACGAUAAGGGAUCACAAGAUAUAGACGUCAAAGAGUUUGUAAAUGAAGCUUUACAAAUGGCUGAUUUCCACCAUCCAAAUGUGAUGACAUUGAUUGGAAUUUGCCUUGCAAGUGAAAUGCCACUGGUGAUCUUGCCAUUUAUGGGUCAUGGAGAUAUGUUAACAUAUAUCAGAGAUAAAAACAAUGUAAUGACACUUUUGAACAUUUUACAUUUCGCCGCUGAUAUUGCCAGGGGUAUGGAAUAUCUGACUUUACAAAGGGUAGUUCAUCGUGACCUAGCUGCAAGAAAUUGCAUGCUUGGCGAUGACAAAACAGUAGUAGUAGCAGACUUUGGCUUGUCACGUGAUAUAUAUGAGAAAAAUUACUAUUGUGUAAGUAAUAAGAAUUGUAAGUUGCCGGUGAAAUGGAUGGCGCCUGAAAGUCUCGAGAAAGGCCUCUUCACAACCCAGUCAGACGUGUGGUCUUUUGGUGUGGUGCUUUGGGAAUUAGUAACCAGGGGAAAUAAGCCAUACCCGGAAGUGGACGGAUGGGACAUGCUCAGAUUUCUGAAGAUGAACAGGAAGUUACAACAGCCUCAGUACUGUCCAGAUGUGUUGUACUCUGUAAUGUCAAGAUGCUGGGAUCUAGACCCCGACAGAAGACCAAUAUUUCCAGAGCUAGUGGGUGAAAUGACCAGAUUCACAACUCCAUCCUCAGAUGAUAAUUAUCUGGAACCUACCGCUACUUAUGAGCAACUUCGAAAUACUUAUGUCAAUGUUGAACUAGGGGUAGACUACCUCGAUCUCCACUGAUAAAUCUACUUACAAAUAAAAAAAACAAUAUUUAUCUUGUAAUCUUCAUACCAAAUUAGAGACAACGAAGAAUGUUAGAUAAAUGCUUUCAUUUUGAUCAUUACCAUGUGUAUGUAAAAGUUCAUUGCAUAUUUUUUAUUUCCCAAAGUCUUUUCUUUUAAUUUUUAUAUCUAAAUUUAUUCUUUCUAAGGAAGCCUUGACAUUUUAUUAUUCGAAGAAAAUAAUGCAAAAAUAUUGAUUAGUUUUUUCAGUUUUGCAGGAUCUUGCCUCUUUUUCAUUAUCUAUCGUUAAGAUAACAUGCAUAUGACCUGGACAGAUUUUAAUAAUUUUAGAGUUAUAUGCUUAAUCAUCCAUGUAAAAAUUAUAGCAGAUUGUUACUUAUCCAAACAUCACUGGAUUAUUAAAAUGUUUUAAUUUA
Messenger RNA from Saccostrea cuccullata (small rock oyster), 3447 nucleotides. RefSeq names its product macrophage-stimulating protein receptor-like. Gene Ontology annotation, biological process: protein phosphorylation; positive regulation of kinase activity; cell migration. Gene Ontology annotation, cellular component: signaling receptor complex; plasma membrane. Lineage: Eukaryota; Metazoa; Mollusca; Bivalvia; Ostreida; Ostreidae. The coding region runs from base 561 to 3029 and encodes 822 amino acids. Gene Ontology annotation, molecular function: ATP binding; transmembrane receptor protein tyrosine kinase activity. The transcript is spliced from 23 exons. The record is from RefSeq and is a predicted model, not a curated record.